AUGCUGCGACACUGGCGGCAGGAGGUCGACCUCGCUCUGUCCGAAGGUCGCAUCGAGACAAACCUCGGCUUUGGCCAAACGCCACUCGACAUCGCCUGCCUAAGCGGCUACGACUACGGCGUGCGUAAGCUGCUGGACGCGGGCGCUAACAUCCACAAGCGAACGCAUCAAGGUGAGACGUUCCUCCAGUGGCAGUCACCGCUCCACGUCGCAGCGGCCUUAGGACACGCAAAAAUUGUGUCGAUGCUAAUCAACGAAGGCGCAGACGUCGAUGCCUCGGACGGCGGUAUGUCGCCUACGCCGCUCUUCUACGCCGCGGGGGCAGGACACGUCGCCGUCGUGAAGACGCUGCUUGCCCACGGCGCUCUGCUUACCUGGGAAGACCCGCUGCAGGACGGGGCGACGGCGCUCCACGUCGCCGCGGCCUUGGGACACGCAAAAAUUGUGUCGAUGCUGCUCAACGAAGGUGCGGACGUCGAUGCC
Aureococcus anophagefferens is the source of this 483-nucleotide messenger RNA. RefSeq lists its product as hypothetical. The transcript has a single exon. The annotation marks the transcript as partial. Gene Ontology annotation, molecular function: protein binding. Gene Ontology annotation, biological process: protein localization to ciliary inversin compartment. Gene Ontology annotation, cellular component: ciliary inversin compartment. The record is from RefSeq and is a predicted model, not a curated record. Lineage: Eukaryota; Pelagophyceae; Pelagomonadales; Pelagomonadaceae.